This is a messenger RNA of Durusdinium trenchii, 3714 nucleotides long. NCBI's taxonomy places the organism in Eukaryota, Dinophyceae, Suessiales, Symbiodiniaceae. The record is from the annotation of a GenBank genome assembly.
AUGAGGCAUCAGCUUCGGAUGGAAAAGCUCUUCCACGGCCUGGUGGAGAAGAUCCACAGCACCACCGCACAGGCGCCGGCUCGGUCCCGCGCGCCGACCACGCCGACCACGCCGUGCGAAAAGAACGCGGAAGGCCGGCGCCGCACAACGGAGGGUCAGGCGCGUUUGGAUUCGGAAGUCCAGGGAAGGUGCCCUGACUUGGCAAGGUCAGGGCCUGUUGCGGACGCACGUGAGGCGAGCCUCGCACGUGAGGCGAGCCUCGCAGAGGCCUUCUGGUCGGAGGAGAAGGCUGAGAAUCCCAAGGCGGUGGAGAAGCCAUUCUCUCGACAGCUUUCCCGGCAGGUCUCCUCCCACCACUUCCCGCCGGCGCCCCCGGGCUCCACGCUGGAAGCCUGGACAGGUGGAGACCAGUUUGAUGCCGACGAGGAGGAGCUCGCCCAACUCGAUCUCGGAGGGAAUCAGGUGAUGGCCUUCUCGUCGAUGAAACCGGAACACACAUCACUGAACUGGAUUUGGAUGAAGGUGAUGGCCCGUCGACGUUCAUUGGUAUUUGAAGCCUGGACCUUGGCUAUGUUUGAGCAGGAACAUCGCAAGAAGAGCCAGAUCUUCCUGGAAGAAGUUCCGGCAUGGCGACGAUGGGCCAAGCACCUUGUGAAUCGGCCGCAAAGCAUGGAGGAUCAGGUACGGAACUCCAAUUUCGAGUGGUUCUGCGCGGUGCUCAUUCUGCUUUGUGCUCUCUUGAUCGGAGCAGAAGCCCAUUGGAGCAUGAUGAACAUUGGAUCUCCCCAGCCCAUGUUUUUUCGCGUGUGCAACUCUUGCUUCAACGUGGCUUUCACGCUGGAGCUGGCUCUACGGAUUUUGGUGGAAAAGGCCUUCUUUUUCAGCUGCCGGAGUCUUGGCUGGACAGGCUUCUGGAAGCAAGCAGCUGGACUUACCAGCCCUUGCGACGCCUUUUGCCUGAAGAGUCCCAACGAGCUCAUCACCCUGUUCUUGAAUAGCAGUGUCCAGAUCUCAGGGCUGAAGAUCCUCCGCAUGGUUCGCCUGGCGCGGAUCCUGCGCAUCGUUCGUGUGGUACGCUUCUUCUCCGAGCUCCGCGCCGUCAUGGUGAAUGGCGUGAUUGGCUCCGCGAAGUCACUUUGUUGGGCACUGCUCCUGCUGGUCUUGGUGAACUUCCUCUUCGGCGUUCUUUUUAUGUACAAAGCCAUCUCCGGUGGAAUUGAUUGGGACAACGCUGUUCUGGUGCUCUCCUCCGUGGGCGGGUGGAUCCUUGGGCGAAGACUCUUCGCCUGGGUGGACAACGCAAAAGCCUUGAAAGUGGCAGACGAAGAGGCCAUGCACCAUGAGGCGAUGAAGGAGCGGCAGAAGUGGAUCACCGAAGUGGCAGAGUUGUUUUCGAAGAUUUCGGUGGAGAAGGACGCCAAGCUCACGAAGGACGACUUUGUUUACCAUGUUCCUUGCCAGAUUUUUGAUAUGGAAACGACGAACACUGACGAGCUGUGGGAACUCUUUGACAUCGACGACAGCGGCUGUAUUGAUCAGGAGCAUCAUCCCUUUUGGGCUGACGAGUUCGCCAUCGGCAUCAAGCAGUUCCACGGCGUCGCACGCUCCAUCGAUCUCUUUAAGCUGCGCAAGGAGUCCGCUAGGGGUCGCAGGGCCUUGGUCACAGGUUGGUCGCAGGGACCGCAUUCAGAGCACCUUUCGGUCGGAUCUGACGCCAUGAGUGCGGCCUACUUGGCCCAGCUGGGCAUCCCUUUCGGAGGAACUCCGGUGGUCUUGCGCCCACCCGAGGAAAGCCUUCAGGAGGCCUCCAAAGUCUCCAAGUCUGCGAGUGCAACCAGCCAGGCAAAAGCUGCGGCUGCACCCACAUCUCCGAGUGGAAAGGAAGGGCCUCCUGAUGGACGAAACUUCUUGGAGAAAUGGAUAGAGGCGGACUUGGCGCCUCAGGGCAGGUGCCAUAAGCAGAAGGUCCUCACGCGCUUCCCCCCUGAGCCCAACGGUUAUUUGCACAUCGGUCAUGCUAAGUCCAUCAUGAUCAAUUUCGGCCUGGCACACAAGUACGGCGGAGAAUGCAACUUGCGUUUCGAUGACACGAACCCCGACACGGAGGAGACCGAGUAUGUUGAAGCGAUUCAGGAGGAUGUGGCUUGGGUGUGUCAGGCCUUGGAAAUGGAAAAGGUCAAGAAGGGUGGUAAACCUUGGAAGAACGAGCCAGUCUAUGCCAGCGACUACUUCCAACAGAUGUACGACUUUGCCAUUGAUCUCAUCAAGCAUGGAAAAGCCUAUGUGGAUUCACAGACACCGGAAGAGGUCCAGAAGAACCGCGGGGGCGGGGCCAACAACUUGCCUGGGGUGGACUCGGCUUACCGGAACCGAAGCGUGGAGGAGAACUUAAAGCUCUUCCGAGAGAUGCAAGAGGGCAAGCACGCAGAGGGAAGUAUGCUCUUACGAGCGAAGAUCGACAUGAAGCACCCCAACAUGAACAUGAGGGAUCCGCCCAUGUAUCGCAUCCGCUUCAGUCAUCACCACCGCAGUGGAGAUCAAUGGAAGGUCUAUCCCAUCUACGACUUUGCGCAUGGCAACGAAGAUGCCAUCGAAGGGGUGACGCACUCCAUUUGUACAUUGGAGUUCGAGAAUCACCGAGCGUUAUAUGAUUGGUUCCUGGACAACUGCACGAUCGUACCCAGCAGGCCUUACCAGAAGGAAUUUGCACGACUGGAGGUGCAGGGUGCUGUGACCUCGAAGAGAAAAUUGCUUCGCUUGGUCAAGGAGGGACACGUCACCGGCUGGGAUGACCCGCGGCUGCUGACCAUCCGGGGCAUCCGCCGGCGCGGUGUGCGGCCGCAGGGGAUCAAACGCAUGGCAGACGGCGUGGGUGUCUCAGACCGAAACAGCACGACUCCUUUCGAGUUUGUGGAGGAAUGCUGGCGAGAAGACUUGGAACCCAUCAGCAAGCGACGGCUCGCCGUUUUGGAUCCUUUGGAGGUCGAGAUCAUUGACUACGAGAAGGAGGAACUCAUUGAGGGCAUCACAGAUUUGCCUGAGCAAUCUGCCAGCAGCCAGCCGAGCUGCGCACGCACCUUGAGCUUUUCCAAGAAGAUCUUCAUCGAGCAAAGUGAUUACCAGGAGAAUCCGCCUGAGGGUUACUUCCGCUUGGGAGCAAUUGGAAGUGAAGUCAAGCUCAGACAUUCCUACGUCAUCAAGUUGGUGGAGGUGGUUAAAGACUCCAGUGGACGCGUGGUGAAGCUGAAAUGCAGUCACGACAGUAGCACUCGCGAUGUGAUGCCGGCAGAUCGGAAGCCCAAGGUCAUCCAUUGGGUGAAUGCCAAGGAUUGCUUGGACGCAGAGGUCAGGCUGAUCAACCCCCUCUUCCUGCCCAUGCCGGACCCGGUGCCCGAGGGCAAAGACUUCUUGUCUUACAUCAACCCGGAGGCGAUGGUGCGCUGCAAGGCCAAGGUGGAGAAGGCUUUAAGCAACUGCGUCCUGGAGGAUCGCUUCCAAUUCGAGCGCCUGGGAUACUUUGCCCCUGACUAUGAUUGCUUCACGGAGCCCAAGAAGCUUUCCUUCAAUCGUGUGGUGCCCCUGAAGGAGUCCGCCGAUAAGAAGAAGAUUGAAGGAAAAGGCACCGCCAGUCGGAAGGAGGAGCAGCAGAAGCAGAUGGCAGAGAAGGAACGGCUCAUGAAGAUCCCUCCACAGGACCGCGUCGAGCAGAGAUGA